AUGUCUGAAGAAACAGUUCGACCUGCCUUCGAAAGCCGUGAGCGCCCAAUCCUUUCCUAUGGCAUUGCCUUCCCCGCAGCCACGGCCUCCCAUGUCACGCACACCUUCAAGGCCUCCCGUGUAUAUGUCAUCUGCUCUGGAUCACUGGCCCGAAAAAUAGAUGUUAUAAGCCAAUUGGAGGAUGCUUUAGGACCAGAGAAGCUGGUGGGACAUUGGAUUGGCAUGCGAAGCCAUACCUUGUGGUCGGAGGUACUGCAAAUUACCGAAGAGGUUCGGACUGUGCAUGCCGAUCUGCUCUUGACUGUUGGAGCUGGGAGUUUGACUGAUGGUGCCAAGAUCAUUGCAUUGGCCCUAGCAAACCAGGUCAGCACACCAGAAGAGCUUGAAACCCUUGCACAAGGUCCCAAAAAGCGAUCAGACAUCAAAGCACCAACUCUCCCGAUCAUCUCUGUGCCAACAUCCCUCUCCGCGGGCGAGUAUUCCAACUUUGCAGGUGGCACCGAGGACCAUUCAAAGCGCAAAUACAGCUUCCAAUCACCGACCCGUGGACCCGAGCUUGUGAUUCUAGAUUCAGAGCUGGUCAAGACCACUCCUGAUUCAGUCUGGCUCAGUUCUGGUGUACGCGCAAUUGACCACUGUGUUGAAACUCUCUGUGCUGUAGUCGGUACAACAACAAAAUCAGACGAGUUGGCCCGUCGUGCGCUGAGUUUGCUGGUCCCUGGUCUCUUGCGCUGCAAGAAGGACCGCAGAGAUAGCGAUGCACAUCUGCAAUGUCAACUUGGAUCAGUAGAUGCCAUGGCAGCCUUUACGAGUGGAUCAAGUGAGUUAGGCGCUAGUCAUGGGAUUGGACACCAGCUGGGUCCGUUGGGUGUUGGCCACGGUGAGACUAGUUGCAUCUUGCUUCCUGCUGUCUGUAAGUUCAAUGCGAAAUAUGAUGCCAACCGUGAGAAACAAGCCAGCUUGCGCCAAUUCCUGAUUCAAGACCCGGUUGUCUCAAGAGUGCUACGUAAACGCUUGGUUAACUUGGAAACAUCCGACUUGGGCGACGUUUUGGAUGCCAUUGUUCGCGAAUUGGGAAUGCCUCGUACUCUGAGCCAGGUCCAUGUAGGCCGAGACCAGUUGGAUGCUCUAGCAGAAAAUAGCCUACACGACCGAUGCUGCAAGUCGAACCCGGUGCCACUGGAGGAAAAGUCUCAGGUACUGGAGAUUCUGGAGAUGGUGGUUUAA
Penicillium paradoxum is the source of this 1227-nucleotide messenger RNA. Its product is annotated as iron-containing alcohol dehydrogenase. NCBI's taxonomy places the organism in Eukaryota, Fungi, Ascomycota, Eurotiomycetes, Eurotiales, Aspergillaceae. Gene Ontology annotation, molecular function: metal ion binding; alcohol dehydrogenase (NAD+) activity. The transcript is spliced from 3 exons. The record is from RefSeq and is a predicted model, not a curated record. Gene Ontology annotation, cellular component: mitochondrion. The coding region runs from base 1 to 1227 and encodes 408 amino acids.